Frankliniella occidentalis (western flower thrips) is the source of this 447-nucleotide messenger RNA. RefSeq lists its product as uncharacterized. The transcript has 3 exons. The record is from RefSeq and is a predicted model, not a curated record. Bases 1 to 432 code for a protein of 143 amino acids. Lineage: Eukaryota; Metazoa; Arthropoda; Insecta; Thysanoptera; Thripidae.
AUGUCGUGCGCGACCGAAGUGAGAUUUCGAUUCUUGGACUUCUUGGUCAUAACAAGCGUGCGAAAUUCUAAUGUACAUUGCCACCAUCCCUGGUACAAAAUGGACGACCACACGUCCAUCGUGCUGGCGCUGCAGCUGGUGGCGCUGGCCUGCAUCGCCUGCGCCCUGCUGCUGUACCUGCUGCGGAGGAUCCGGCCGCAGCCCGCCGGCCUGCAGACCAAGGAGGCGCUCCACGCAGACCCUGAGGACGUGCUGACGGGCCGCGCGGCCGGGCGCUCCGUGCUCAUCACCUGCUGCGACACGGCCCUCGGCCUGCAGCUCGCCAUGCACCUCAGCAACGUGGGCUUCCGGGUGUUCGCCGGGCUGAGGAGUGACCCAGCCGCCGGCCAGGACGGCGCUGUCAACGCGGAGGCCACGGGUGAGCACGACUAGCAGGGCGCCGCGGAU